Molecule: messenger RNA, 1896 nt
Organism: Esox lucius (northern pike)
Lineage: Eukaryota; Metazoa; Chordata; Actinopteri; Esociformes; Esocidae
Gene: tmem68
Product: transmembrane protein 68
Exons: 8
Coding region: 223-1215 (330 amino acids)
Cellular component (GO): membrane
Molecular function (GO): acyltransferase activity
Source: RefSeq, a predicted model, not a curated record
GAAUAAGGAACCGGGUGAACCAGGAAAAAAAUAAAUCAGGCAUCUUACCCUCUCGACAAACAAACGUUAAGGAUCAAACCAGGGAUGAAAAUGUUUUUCAUAUGAGCCUGGUAUGAUCUCUCCUCAGUACUAUUUACACUGGAAGAAAAAAGGUCUGUCCAUUGGCAGAUGGUAUGGUCAUUCCACUUGGCUUCCCUUGAAAGAGGCUAACUGUGUGGCAGUAUGUCAAAUGGGAACCAGUCCUGCCUAUUUGGUGAUGGAGCAUAUUUUGUGGUCUGCAUCUUUCAUGCAUUUGAAGAAUGGUCGGGAAUAGGACCUGUGGAAGUUUAUCUGAGCUAUCUGGAGUACCUGGCCUGGGUUUUUACCCCUCUGGUUGUCGUCUUUAUCUUACCCUUCCUCAUUGUGAUCCUCCUGUACCUCUCCAUCCUCUUCCUCCAUGUGUACAAGCACAAGAACCAGCUCAGGGAGGCCUACUCCAACAACCUGUGGGAUGGUGCUAGAAAAACGCUGGCAACUUUGUGGGAUGGCCAUGGGUUCAUAUGGCAUGGAUAUGAAAUCCAUGGUAUGGAGAAGAUUCCCAAUAAAGGUGCAGCUCUUAUAGUGUACUAUCACGGGGCUAUCCCAAUCGACUAUUAUUACUUCCUGGCAAAUGUCAUCAUUCAGAAGGGACGGAUUGUCCACUCCGUCGCUGAUCACUUUCUGUUCAAAGUUCCAGGGUUCAAGCUGCUGUUGGAGGUGUUCAGUGUGAUCCAUGGACCACAGGAGGAGUGUGUGAAGGCACUGAAGAGUGGCCACCUCCUGGGCAUCUCACCUGGAGGCGUGAGGGAGGCCCUUCUCAGUGAUGAGACCUAUCCGCUGUUGUGGGGAAAGAGAAAGGGUUUCGCACAAGUGGCUAUUGAUUCUAAAGUGCCAAUAAUUCCAAUGUUUACUAAAAACGUCAGGGAAGGAUUCCGAUCUCUUGGAAAUUUAAGGUUUUUCAGAUGGUCCUAUGAGAAGUUCCGUGUACCAAUGGCCCCUGUCUAUGGGGGUUUUCCUGUGAAAUUUCGUACUUACCUUGGAGACCCGAUCCCAUACGAUCCUAACAUUAGUGCAGCUGAAUUAGCGGAAAAGACCAAGCAAGCUGUUCAAGCACUCAUUGAUAGACACCAAAUAAUUCCUGGGAAUGUCCUAAGAGCAUUACUGGAGCGAUUUCACUGCAGACAUAAAGAAAAAUAGCUUUUUUGUAUAUCUUUAAUGAAUAAUAUUGUCUGUUACAUGAAGGAGUACGUUUUAAUUCAAAUUGUUACCUACCAAUAUCAUCAUCAUCUUGGGAUCAAUUGAAUGGUUAAUGGAUAACUGGUAUCUGAUAUUUAUCUUAACUGGUAUUCAUGUUUCUUGUAUUGAGCGUUUUGCACUAAACAAUUGGUACUGCAGGUAAACUGUGAAGGUGUAAUACAUUGUACAAUUAUAAUUAUAGUUGGUUAUUUUCAAAUGUGGUUAUUGAAGAAACUGUAUUUCAUUCUUUUCUAUUUCUGCAUGUUUGUGUACAGUAUAGUUUCAGGACACUAUUGAUUUGCACAACAUUUUCAAUGUACUACUGCCAACCAUUUCAGUUUAAGAGGCCUUUCCAUUCCUAAACAACUGCAAAUAAUGGAACAAUAUAGCACUAGCUAUACAGGGAGCAAUACAGGGAAGGCAACUGGGCAGUUUUAUAGUCUUUUAACUGUUUAAAAUGUUAGCCUUUAGAUUUGAAUAAAUAUUUUAAAGGGGUUUUAUGUAUGAUUUUAACUGUCCUACUAACAUACGAUUCUCCCCGUAACCCCUUCUCCUACGUCCUUUCAUACAUAAACACAUGUAUAUACAUAGAUUGAUAGAUAUAAAUAUAUCAAGUGAAUGGGUGUGUCCAAAGUUUUUACU